CGGAUGUUUUGGGGGGAUUUUGAGGUCCUCAACGUACAGCAACACAUUAAAAUGUGUCGGCAUAAACUGGCUUCUUUGAAGCCUGAGCAUUACAUAACUGCGGGUGGGAUGAGGGGCGCCUGCGCGUCAAAUGAACGCACCCUACUAACUAACUCUUCUAGCUGGCUAGUUAGCAGCAGGCUUCCCCCAUUUAACUGUUAUUGCUGGAGCUAACGUUAGCUAGUUAGCCAACCUGCCAGCGAGCUAACCGGCAACGUUAGGCGUUAACCUUUGAAUUGUGUGUUUUAUGAAGCUUCUCGAGCUGCAGUUCUCAUAUGGAAUAUGUGGAAGGGACCCUAAUUUCAGCAUCCUGGAAGUAGAAAGCACUGAAGAUCUGUGUCUUACACGACAGACAGGUGCAGUGUGUAGCCGGGGCAGCACAGAGGAAGGACACUCUGGGGAGGAGGCGGCGCGGCAGCACGCCUCUCCGGCUGUGGAUGUGCUGGGUGGCAACCCCCAGGCUGCACAGAAUGUGGCUGGGGAGUCCCCUCGGCAUGCCCCGCAGCCGGUCGCAGCUGCCCCGCACCCAGUCCCUCCGCUCACCGAUCCGUCCACUGUGCCCCUGCUGGAGAGCAACACCCCCACAUUCGCCAGCACGGAGAACGUCCCUCCGACCACCUUGCCUGAGACUCUACCAAUCAGUGGUAACAUCAUCUCAGAAGAGAGCACCGUCGGAGUUGCAAGAUCUUUGCCAGCGUCCCUCACUGAGGACUGCAGUUCCUCUGCUGAGAUGCAAAGGCUUCCAGCUUCCCUUUGUCCUCCUGUCCCCUCACAGAUUGACAAAACAGUGCAAGAGCUGCAAUACGGGUCACAAACUGAUAAAGAGAAAAGCCACUCAAACAGUCAGACAAACCAGCUUCCUAGAGAAGGUGCUGGACUUGUGGUUAUUACGGGAACAAAGGAAAAACGGUCCAUCACCUUGGAAUAUAAACCAGAGACUGGAACAAAUAUGGAACUUGGUAGAAAAGAGCACACAGGUGGGAAUAUUCUCCCACAACAACCCAAAUCUCAGAUCUGUUUCACAGCCUCAUCUCUUUCUGUCCAAGACGCCACGGAGGGUGGGGCUGUGGAGCAGUCCGACAGGACUCCACCUGUCCAAACAAAUCAAAGCAGCCAUAUACCUCCGUCAGGUGCUGCAGAGCAAGCAGGGAGUCUCCAGGACUCGGCAUCGCCUGCACUCCUUCUGUCCUCAGCCGAAAAUAGAGAGAUUAAACAAACUAACCUGUCAAAAACUCAACCCAAAACUAUCAAGGGGAUCUCAGCUAAUGCUAGAGACGUGCAGAAAGUGGCUUUUUCGGAGUCAGUUAAACACAUUGAAAUGCAGCCUCAUUCAGCUGAAUUACUCGAGGCCGUAAAGGCAAGAGAGCUGCUCCCUGGAAUAUACACUUCGACUGGAAAAGGAAGCUCGGCGUCCAGCUGCGGUCCCCUUGAAGGAGCGCAGGUGGAGAGUAGCACGAGCAAAGAGCAAGGUGACUCGUCAGGCCCCACACUGCUGCAGGAGAUUUCCUCAAAACCUUCCACCGGACCUGCUCUGUUUGACACAGGCCUAGUUGUCUCGCUUCAGGCGGGGGAGGUUAUAAAAGCUGAAACAUCUCACACCUCUGACCAAGUCGCCUCAACAGAGCUCAUCGCGGAGAUUGUGCAUUCUGCCGACACUCAGGAAAUUGUGGUUGUCGGGGAGGAGGCUCAUAUCACCGGGGCCUGGCCCACCGUGCACCUGAAUCAGAGUUACCUUCUGCAGCGAGAGGAUGGCAGCGUCUGCGAAGCCGCCAUCGUCAACGAGCUGACUUCGGAGAUCUCUGCCGGAGAGCCGAAGCUGUACACAGGAAGCGUUCAGACGCAGAUGGAGCUGGGCUCUCAACCUGUGGAAGUGUACGAGUUUUGCAGUCUGGUGGAGGAGGUUGCAGAGGAGACGGUCUGUGCCAGCAGUGCUGCACAGAUGCCUCAUUCUCCAGGAUAUGAGGUGAACUUAUUCAACGCUUUACUAGAAAACUCUGAGGACCUCGAAGCAUCUAUCCACACAGUUGGUGAAAACAACACCAUCAUAAUCUCCCAGCAGCCCUUGCGUUCAACAAGUGAUAUAAAUCAGGCUUGCUCUAGCAGUAAUUUAUCCAUACGAAACACAAGCAUGGCCGGAGUUGAACAGCAUUUGGUGUUAGAUGCUAACCAAGCUGUCGAAGUGGCACACUCAAGUGCGGUUUGUUUAGUUGAAGUAGCGGCCGUUACUGCUGACUCAUUCACUGUUGAACAGGCGGACACCAGCGCGCAAAUCGGGACACAGGUCGGUGCUGACCAGAUGGAGGUGAGCGGUGCUGCUGUGCUUCAGACCGUUGGCCCAAAACAGGAAGCAGAAGUAACAGUUGCUUCGUUAUCUCUCUUAUCCCCAGUGGUUACUAUUACCAGUGGAAACUUGGGGAUGCAGGCGCCUGUUGCUGUUACACUUUCUCAUAUAGGAAACCAACCCUCCCUAAAUCAGACCCCAGGAGUCACUGUUGUAAGUGUCGCAAAGCCUGAGGUCUGUGUUUCUGCUCGUGACGGGACCAAAGAAACCCCCGCUGUCACCACAACGGCAUCAGUGACUGUUCAGAAUGUCGCCAUGCCCUCAGUAAGCAAGCCAGAGGCUUUCCGUGCCACUCCUGGGGCUAUAAAUCCAAAGCUGCUCCUUCUCAAACCGGGAGAAACUCCUCUCCUGAAACACCCACCCUCCAUUUCAGUGUCUAAGCAACAGAAUGCAGACGGCAAGCUGGCCAAUGCCCACGGCUCCUGCUCCUGGUCUGGCACGGUGUCUGAGGAGUGCCUUCCCCAAACAGUCUCCGCUCUUAGCAGCUGCAGCGAUCAGACGCAGCGGGCUGUCAAUGAAUCGUCAGUGGUGGCAGCAGCAGGAGCUUCUGUCAAGCUAGAAAGUGGUAAUAUUUCUCGUGAACCCAACCCGGCUACACCUGCCACCCCCUCAACGACUACUAGAAGCAAACCUGAGGCCUUAACCGUUAGCAGAACUUUAUCCCAAGAUGUUUCCACAGCAGCCGCUACGCUGCACAGUUCGAACAUGCUCACAGCUUCAGUCUCAGCAUCCACCAGCCCCGGUGACUUCCCCAGCCAAACCGAUUCCAUCUAUGAGGAGGAAGACGGCGAGGACAUUGAGCAUGACGACCCUGCGGGAGAAACUGAGGUCCAGGAGAGCAACUCGGGACAGGUUAGCAGCCCAGAGGAAGGCAGUGACGACGAACCCGAUGGCGAAAAAAGCGAGAUGACCACCCCCAGCUCACCACACAAGCAUGGACAGAGCAGGACAGACAGACAGGCACUGUUUCUUAAGGUACGCCAGUGGAUUGCAGACAGGGUCACCGGGAAUUCUUCUCCUGGAUCACCCUCCACCUUCUCCUACCCCGGAUCCUCAUCCACACCCGACUGGUCCACACCACGGCGGGAGAGGUCCUCGCCUCUCCGGGGUCCCCACGGAAAGUUUGUUUCACCUUCCUCUCUCGGUGCCUACAGUUUGUCGUCCUCGCCGCCAGACCAGGGCUCCUCUCAGCGGUCCCGGAGUGAGCGUCACACUGACAUGGCAGAGCUGGCUAAACAUGAAGCUGACAUUGAGCAUCGAACACAGGCGCUGAAGCGAGAGGGCUUCUGGUCAAUGAAGCGACUCACCCGCCUGACGGAGCCACCGCGGCCAAAGGUUCACUGGGAUUACCUGUGUGAGGAGAUGCAGUGGCUCUCGGCUGACUUUGCUCAAGAGAGGCGGUGGAAGAGAGGCGUGGCCAGAAAGGUGGUGCGGAUGGUGAUGCGGCACCAUGAGGAGCUGAGGCAAAAGGAAGAAAAAGCAAAGCGGGACGAGCAUGCUAAAAUCAGACGAGUCGCCUCUUCUAUCGCAAAGGAAGUCAGGGCUUUUUGGAGCAGCGUAGAGAAGGUGGUACAGUACAAGCAGCAGUCCAGGCUGGAGGAGAAACGGAAGAAGGCGUUGGACCUUCAGCUGGACUUCAUUGUUGGCCAGACGGAGAAAUACUCGGACCUCCUGAGCAAGUCCCUGGCACCCAUCAGGCCUGCUGAGACCGUCGUGUCUCCACAGAAAUCCCUGCCUAAUCCUGUCGAUGAGGAUGACAGAGACUUUGAGCCUCCCUGUGAAGAGGAGGAUGAUGAAGAGACCAUAGAGGUGGAGGAGCAGCAGGAGGGCAAUGAUGCUGAGAGCCACCGGAGGGAGAUUGAACUGCUGAAGGAAGAGGGCAUGCUGCCACUGGACCAGCUGCUCAGCAGCCUCAAUCUGCCUCAGGACCAGGGCUCGGACGAAGAAUGCUCUGAUGAAACGUCUUCAUCAGAGGCGGGGGAGGAAGAAGACGGGGAAUUCACUGCCAACGAAGAGGAUGCUGAGGAUGAGGAGGACACGAUAGCAGCUCAGGAGAAGGUGGAAGGAAAUGUAGAUCAUGCAGAGGAACUGGAUGAUUUAGCCAAAGAGGGCGAUAUGAGCGUGGAGGAGUUGCUGGAGAAGUACAAAGGAGCGUAUGCCUCAGACUUUGAGGUCCCGUCUACUUCUGGCUCUAAAGCGAGCUCUGAUUCGGAGGUGUCUGGGGAUGAGGAGGUGGAGACUGAAGAAGAUGAGAGUGAUGUGGAAAGUAACACUUCUUCCUCAGAUUCACCAGGCGACAGUGCUGAAGAUGAGGAGAGUGAGAAGGAUGAGGAAGAGAGUGAGGAGGAAGACGAAGAGGAGUGUGGAGAUGAGGGGAUGGAGGUUUUGCUGAAGGAGGGAGACAGCAGCCCAUCUUCCUCUGGCUCACGGCCAAAGAAGGAGAUCAGUCACAUUGCUGCUACUGCAGAGAGCCUGCAGCCUAAAGGCUACACUUUAGCUACCACAAAGGUCAAGACCCCCAUCCCAUUUCUGCUUCACGGCACAUUACGAGAGUACCAGCACAUUGGACUCGACUGGUUGGUCACCAUGUAUGAGAAAAAGCUAAAUGGCAUUUUGGCUGAUGAGAUGGGCCUCGGCAAGACCAUCCAGACUAUCGCUCUGCUGGCUCACCUCGCCUGUGAGAAAGGUAACUGGGGCCCUCACCUCAUCAUCGUCCCCACCAGCGUAAUGUUAAACUGGGAGAUGGAGCUGAAGCGCUGGUGUCCAGGGUUUAAAAUCCUUACGUAUUUUGGCAGUCAAAAGGAGAGAAAGCUAAAGAGACAGGGCUGGACAAAGCCAAACGCUUUCCACGUUUGCAUCACUUCUUACAAGCUGGUGCUGCAGGAUCACCAGGCCUUCAGGCGAAAGUCUUGGCGCUAUCUGAUCCUCGAUGAGGCCCAGAACAUCAAGAACUUCAAGUCCCAGCGCUGGCAGAGUCUGCUGAACUUCAACAGCCACCGGCGACUGCUGCUGACGGGAACCCCUCUACAGAACAGCCUGAUGGAGCUCUGGUCCCUCAUGCAUUUCCUCAUGCCCCACGUCUUCCAGUCCCACCGCGAGUUCAAAGAGUGGUUCUCCAACCCGCUGACGGGAAUGAUCGAGGGCAGUCAGGAGUACAACGAAGGCCUGGUGAAGAGGCUUCACAAGGUGCUGAGGCCGUUCCUGCUCAGGAGGAUCAAGGCUGACGUGGAGAAGCAGAUGCCCAAGAAAUACGAGCAUGUGGUGCGCUGCCGCCUGUCCAAGAGACAGCGAUUCCUCUACGAUGACUUCAUGGCGCAGGCGUCGACCAGGGAAACGCUGGCCAGUGGUCACUUCAUGUCUGUGAUUAACAUCCUCAUGCAGCUUCGCAAAGUGUGCAACCAUCCCAACCUUUUUGACCCUCGACCCAUCCAAUCUCCCUUCAUCAUGCAACCCAUUAUUUUCCAUACAGCCUCUCUGGUGCAGGACGGCCUGGAGGUCUCUCCUUUGAAGCGCUGCGACGUUUCCAUGUUUGACCUUAUUGGUUUGGAGAGCCGCGUGUCCCGUUACCAGGCAGAUGUCUUCCUGCCACGCUACAAGGUCAGCCGCCAACUAAUCCAGGAGAUCAUGGAGUCCCCCGAACCUCCUCCAAGGCCUAAACCAGUCCGCAUGAAAGUCAACAGAAUGUUCCAGCCACCUCCUAAAGGUGAUAAUCGACCAGUUCUCCUGAUGAACAAACCUACCUGCUCCGUCCCCCCUGCAGCACAGACCCCCAAACCACCUCCAGUCACUGAAGUCACCUCAGCUCCUGCACCCGCUCCUGUAGUUCAGCAGGUGGUCUGUUCAAUCGCACCCACUCCUCCUCGCCCGUCUCUUCAUCCUACCGCUCAAACUGCGGUGAGGUCCAAUGCUCCAAAACCGAUGCUGACUGUACGGCCUCCCACUGCUCCCUGCACAGCCGCUAUCCCAGCUCAGCCGAGUCCAAACCCCAGCAAUGUCAUGCCCCAGAGGGUCCUGCUUAGUCCAGAUAUGCAAGCUAGGUUGCCUUCUGGGGAGGUAGUAAGUAUAGCCCAGCUGGCUUCUCUGGCAGGUCGGCCUGUGUCGUCGUGUCAAGGAAGCAAACCCGUCACCUUCCAGCUUCAGGGCAACAAGCUGACUCUGUCUGGGGCACAGAUCCACCAAGUUCCAGCAGCUUCCUCACGCCCAGUUCAAGGUAAUGUGAUAAACCUGGUCCCUGGUGGCGUGCAGCAUCACCUCAUCAGCCAAGCUGCACAGGUGGCUGUCCAGAGUACAGUCAGCACACACCCUGCAAACAACCCCUCUGCUGCCCCCCCUGCUAAUCGCCUGCCACACAACACCACCUCUCAAGUGUCCUCAACAAUGGUGAGCAGCCCUGGGGUCGUGAAGAUCGUUGUGCGUCAGUCAACAGGCAAGGAGGGCGGGCCUGUGCCCACCCUGGCUGUGGCCCCUUCCCCUCGUGUUGCUCCCCAGGCAUCCCCUUCCCUGCACACACACGCCAACACGACCCCCAUCAGGAACACCGCUCCACUGCAAAUUGCCCAGCGCACCCCUGGUCCUGCUACCGCCCACUACACCAUAGCUCCUCCCAGAAACCCUAGCUCAGCCCUGAACCAGCCCCAACCCCCUCGACCUGUCCUCAAAGUAGUGCAGCCUCCUCCUCCAUCGAGCACAGAACAGCCAGCUCCAGCUCAGGUGAGCACCUCUUCUUCUGCUCCAAAGACCUCAGCAACACUGCGGGAAAGUAGCAGCAGCAGUCAGACAGCAGUUAGCACUAAGUCAAAGUCCAAAGCCUUCCCUCCACCCAGGAAGGUGCCUCGUCCCGCUCCUCGCUCGCCUUUCUACAUGUCGUGGCUUGCAGACUCUGAGAAACAGCAGCACGACAGCCGGCUGGACUUCAUCUUUCGAGUCAAUGAGCUCCACUGUGGAGCAAAGCCCAUGUACGGUCAGGAGGUUCUGGACUUCCUGACUUUCCUGCCCGGUCAUCGUCCAUCACCUGCUGCCCUGAACCCUCAGGGGGAGUGGGGCCGCUCUGGCCAGAGCAGCUGUCUGUAUGCACAGCAGCAAAACAAGCACGACUACUGGUUUCACAGUCACGCUGUAAGAGAGGCCAUCCACAGCAUCGAAGGACGGCUGGAGCUGCUGAGUGACAUCAUAGACCGGUACACAUUUGCAAUUCCUCCAGUGGAGGCUCCACCCAUCUCCAUGCACUGCUGCCAUCCUCCGCCAUCUCUGAACCACAAGCAGGCAGUCUUCUCCUCCAUGUUAUCAGCUGAAGUCACGCCGCUCACUCGCAGCCUCCACCGCGUCCAGUCCUAUAUGAGGACGCAGUUCCCUGACCUGAGGCUCAUACAGUACGACUGUGGUAAGCUUCAGACUCUCCACACUUUGCUGCGAAAGCUGAAGGCGGGAGGCCACAGGGUGCUGAUCUUCACUCAGAUGACUCGAAUGCUGGAUGUGCUGGAGCAGUUCCUCAACUACCAUGGACACAUCUACCUCCGUCUGGACGGCAGCACCCGGGUGGAGCAGAGACAGGCGCUCAUGGAGCGCUUCAAUGCAGAUCGACGCAUCUUCUGCUUCAUUUUGUCAACUCGCAGCGGCGGCGUCGGGGUCAAUCUGACCGGGGCCGACACUGUGGUGUUCUACGACAGUGACUGGAACCCCACCAUGGAUGCUCAGGCUCAGGACCGAUGCCACCGAAUCGGCCAGACCCGCGACGUCCACAUCUACAGGUUGAUCAGUGAGCGCACGGUGGAGGAGAACAUUUUGAAGAAGGCAAACCAGAAGAGGAUGCUGGGAGAUAUGGCUAUCGAAGGAGGAAACUUCACCACAGCCUUCUUUAAACAGCAAACCAUCAGAGAGCUGUUUGAUGUGAAUGAGGGGGAGAAGAGGGAGGCGGCGGUGGAGCUGUCGGUGCCCCAGGCUGAGGAGGAGGAAGCCGUCAACAAGCAGAGCACCACCAUCCUGGAGCAGGCGCUGUGUCGUGCUGAGGAUGAGGAGGACAUAGUGGCAGCCUCUCAGGCCAAAGCAGAGCAGGUGGCCGAACUGGCGGAGUUCAACGAAAACAUACCGCUGGAUGACGGCGGGGAGCAGGAGGAAGUGGAGGAGCUCUCUAAAGCGGAGCAGGAAAUAGCCGCACUGGUGGAGCAGCUCACUCCCAUUGAACGCUACGCCAUGAACUUCCUGGAAGCUUCGUUAGAAGAUGUGUGCAAAGAGGAGUUGAAGCAGGCUGAGGAACAGGUGGAGGCUGCCAGGAAGGGUCUGGACCAGGCCAAGGAGGAGGGCCUGAAGCUCCACACGUCAUCUGAUGAUGACGAGGAUGACUUUUUGUCAACACCAACUUCUGUCGAACCCGCCCAUCCAGCUCCAGCCCGCCGUGGUCGUAAACCCAAGGACAAGACCGCCACCUCUACGAGGACUAGCGGCCGACUCCGUGGGGCUUCGCCUGAAACUGAGCCUGAGCCCACGACUCCCAGAGAAGUGCCUGAAAGAUCCCGCUCAGGUCUGAGAGGACGAGGAGCUGCCAAAGACACAGGUUCUGUGUCUACGACCCCAUACCGCACAGACCACCACAGAACUUCAUCAUCCACCCGGGUUCAAGAUUCCUCCAAAUGUUCGAAAGCGUCAUCUCCCGCCAGAGAUCACCAGAGCGCCAAAACCAGGACUCAACCAAACCGCUCCCAUCCCAGCCCAGUGCCUUCCCCUCCUACAGCCUCGCCCCCUGGUGGGAAACAGCAGUGUGCUGGGGAGACGGACAGUAAAAUCUCCAAAACGGGGAGGGAGGAGAAGGAGGUGGAGAAUGAGAGGAGGGCGUCUGAGUCAUCGCUGGAGUCCAGCUGUCCGGCGGAUCAUCAGACUAAGGACGAUGACAGUAAAGACUGCGCCAUGUCUCCUCCCUCCACCAGCUCACGGUCGCCUCGCAAGCGGCAGUCAGCGGACGGUGAAGUGCUGCGGGGACUGGUUGAAGAUUCACCAUCAGCCAAAGUUCUGCGGAAGCUCCCGGGCCGGCUGGUCACAGUGGUGGAAGAGAAGGAGCCACGAAAGAGGCGGCGGCGAGGAAGUGGGACAGGAGGUGGUUGCUCUUCAGAAGAGGCAACGGCGGAGGACAGCGGUGCUGGAUUUGUUGACGAGCCAAACAAAGAGGACGCAUCACCGAGCCCAGACAGCAAAACUAAAGAGACUGUUACCAAAUCCCCUCUGGACCAAGACGCUACCCCAAGUCCGCCUGUGCACCCUCAGCCUGUCAGAGGCUAUCCUCCAUAUUCCCCUCCUCAUCUGUCUCCUGACAUGCCAGUGCUGAGGAAUCUUCCUGUGCGGCGCAGAUUGGAAACAGAAUCUCGUAUGGCUGCUCAGAUGGGAGAGCAGCAUCUGGGGAGAGGACGGGGAGUGAACCAGUCCAGGAAAACAGACAUGCCACCAGGCAGAGACGCUGCUUCCGCCUCUGCUGCGGAGUCCAGCGUGAACUCUCUCAUGCCACCUUUGAAAAGAAAGAGGGGCCGGCCCCCUAAGACUCCCACAAGACUACCUGAACUUGACAACACAUCGACCACAUCCCCACAUCCCAUCUCGGCAAUUGAGGAAGGAAACCCGCCACUGUCCCCUAAACGUAAGAGGGGUCGUCCCCGAAAGGACUCGACGACCACGCUAGAGACCGUUAAUGAGAGCCAGAACUCUGAUCUAUCAAAAACUGAUUCCAGGACAGAACUGACGAUCUCAGAGACCCCGCCUCCUGCUGCUAUUUUUGAAAUGACUCAGUCUUCACAGUCAACCAAAGCUGAUCAGACAGACACUAAAACUGAGGCUUUGGCCCCGCCUCCAAAUCCAGCCUCUUCAACAAAGUCAGAUGAAAUUUCCACACCCGUCUCACUUCCCACUCCACCUGCACCCCAGGUGACCUCACCGAUCUCUGAGCCUGCCUCUCCCCAAGUGGUUGCUUCAGCUCCAGCUCCAUGUCCAGCCCCAGCACCAGUCCUCUCUUCUUCCACGUAUACCUCCACCCCCGUCAGCAACACAGCUUCGUCACCACCUGUCAGCGAUGUCUCACCUCCUCCUCCAGGUGUUAAACCAACACCUGUGGUUUCCACAGUUUCAGAGGCUGCUGUUCAACCAGCUGUGGAGGCAACCACCACCACAACCACACCAAUUACACACUCCACUCCACCCACUACGUCAUCUUCCAAAGCUGUUAAAGACCCCACCCCAACACUCACAACAGCUGCUACCACAGUGUCUGUAACAGUUAGUAUUACACCACAAGUCACCACUGCAGUGACAUCACCUCCAACUGCUUCUCUUGUGAAGGACUUGCCACAAGCCUCUCUAGCCUCCACCCCCUCCAGUCAUCCUGUAUCUAGUCUGGAUACAGCUUCGCCCAAGCAGACCUCUCAAGCUACAGCUUCACCCAAGCAGGCCCCUCCAACUACAGCUUCCCCCAAACAGACCUCCCCAGCUCCAUCUUUACCCAAGCAGAGCCUUCAAGCUACAGCUUCCCCCAAGCAGACCUCUCCAGCUACAGCUUUGCCUAAACAGGCCCCUGUAGCUACACCUUCCCCCAAGCAGACCUCCCCAGCUCCACCUUCGUCCAAGCAGACCUCCCCAGCUCCACCUUCGCCCAAGCAGACCUCCCCAGCUCCACCUUCGCCCAAGCAGACCUCCCCAGCUCCACCUUCGCCCAAGCAGACCUCCCCAGCUCCACCUUCGCCCAAGCAGACCUCCCCAGCUCCACCUUCGCCCAAGCAGACCUCCCCAGCUACAGCUACAACUGUGACAGCUCCAGUAAAAACAGCACAAACCAGUAUGUUAGACUCAAUCCAGAACGUGUCUGACAAGACUUCUACAUCACCACCAGUCAAAACAGUGGCACCAUCUUCUGGUAAUACAGCUCCACCUUCCCCUCCAGCCAAAGCGAAGACAAUUGAGACUGCUAACAAAAGCCCGACCGAACAAGCAUCACCAACUGCAGAGGUUCAGGAACAUGUAGAGCCCGAAAAGCCUUCAGCAUCAAGUCCAGUCUGCACACCUCCUCCAACUACACCAUCCACAAGUGCUGCUACACCUGCAGAGGCAAAGAAGGCUUCAGCAGCUUCAUCAACCCCAGCAGAAGGAGUAACAACACCUUCAACUGCAGCACCCUCCGAAGUCCUCACUUCUUCUUCUUCUGCUCCUCCCAAAACUGCAGAAAAGACUGACAAGACAACACCUCCGGUAACAGCUACAACACCAGCAUCACUGUCUGUCACCAUAGCUACACCAUCACCAGAAAAGUCUACUUCCCUAGGGUCAACAACCACAACCAUCACCCCUGCGUCAGUAGCUACAGUCACAGCAUCCACAACCAAAACAGCUCCACCCGUGUCCACUACACAAACCUCUGCAGUCACUUCCUCUCAGCUACAAACUUCUUCAUCCACAAGAGUUCCUGCACCAUCUCAGACCGAGGAAGCCACACCUGCUCCCAUAUCCGCUCCCUCAUCCACUACCCUCGUUGCACCAUCUUUAGAGCCAUCAACAGAGAAAGAGUCAGCUUCUAAAAGCGACCAAGAAGAGGUGACAGAAAUGGAAACGGAUCCUGUGGAGGCUGAAGCUGCGAUGAGUAAGGAAGACGACGACAAAAAGUCAGACAUUAGCCAGUCUCAGCCUAAAAGAAGAAAGGUGGAGAGUUCCUCUGAGACCAAAGAGUCAGGAAGUCCCCAAGGAGUGGGACGAGAAACAAAAGCCACAACCCCCACUCCGAAAGAUGAAGCUAACCCUCGGGAAGAAGAGAAAACUACUGAGGAUCAGAAACCUGCCAAACAGAAAAGGUCACUUAGUCGCCAGAGUAGCCAGGAGUCUGCUCGCUCUUCUUCGCCAUCGUCUGGGUGCUCUACCUCCACCCUCACCCGCCAUGCUCACCACAAGAGGACCUACGAGAACCGACAUCCUACCAAGAAGAGGCGAGUGGAUCCUACAUCAGAGGCAGGGAAGGAGGACAAGGAGGAACAAGGCGAGGAGGAGGAGAAGAUAGAAGGGGGUAGUGAGACAGAUCUUCCCACCACUGCCUCUCGAAGGAGGCGCUCCAGAUCUCCUUCCUCUUCCUCCUCCGACUCUGACAGCGGCGACAGCAGGAAGGAGCACCGACUCACUCGCUCAGCAAAACGCAGGCUCCAAGAUCAGGAGAAGGAAAAGUGCACCAAGGACAGAAAGGGAGCCAAACCAGCACGCAGCUCAGACAGAAACCCGUCAAACAAUGCCAACGCGUCCACGGGAGGAGAGUCGGGCAGCGAUACUUCCUCUGUUAGGAUCACCAGGAAGUCUGCGGGAUCACAGCCGCCACAGGACACUAAAACGCUGUCCAACAGCACGUCCUCGCUGCCUCCUGAGCCAGAGGUUCUAGGGAAAAGGUGCUCAGCACUCAAUGCAGCAGCCAAGCUUUUAGCUAUGAAAGGCAGGGUGGACACCCCGGGCCACACCCCUCGGAAAGACUCCACCCCUAAAGCUUCUGCGACUUCCACCACUGCCCCUUCGGACAAAAACCAAAAGCCUAAAAGUAAAAGUGUGCCAGCCUCUCCUCAGAGCAACUCUGUGACCAACAACAAAAGCAGCAAACCUUCAACACCCAAUCAGCCGAGCCGAUCUACAUCACGCUCCACCAGACAGUGCCCUGGCUCUCUGGUUCCACCCUUAGAGGUGGAGUAUAAGAGGCCUAAACCAGAGGAGAAAGAGAGAGGGAGCAGGAAGUCCUCGAGGAGCAAGGAAGGCGAGGGAGAGACGCGAUCGUCGUCACGGGGCCACAGCGCCUGCAGCAGCAUGAGCAGCGACGGCGAGGGCGACUGCGGCGGACGCAGCAGCAGAAGCCGCAGCAGCAGCAACAGCAGCCAGCGCACCCUCAGCUCCCAGAACACGGAGCACCGAGGUUCCCGCUCCCGUGCCACUUCCUCCGGCAGCGAACGGGAGAGGGAACGCAGCCCUGAGCGAGCAAAGAGCCGUGACAAAAAGGAGAAGCAACAGCGAGAGAGUCGCAAGGAUGGCAGGAGGUCCCAGAAGCUCUCGCAGGAUGUGACCAGCAGCUCGGGAACCGAGGGGUCAACGCCGGACAGGGUGCUACGGAGUGUUGCUGCACUCGCUGCGGUGCAGGCCCGGUCACCGGCUGCAAGCACCCGCUCCUCCUCGAGCCAACAGCGUCACAAUAAGACAUGAUUGGAGUGCCAAAGGGGGGAAUUAAAAACAAAAACAAAAAACAGAAGCGAGGGCGUGGCAGAGCGUGAUACGAGAGCAUGGCGUGAUCUCCAAGGUUGCUGCUUUGUCUGCACUCUGAGGAAAAACAAGAGCAAACUGAGUGCUGCACAAGCCAGGGACCUCCCCGCCUCUCGGGCCCUCUCCCUUUCUAGUCGGGGCGCGCCAGCUCUGCUUUUCAGCACUGGGGGAAGGCUCAGGGACGCUGGACUGACGGUAAACAGGUGGCGCCAGUGUCGAGCGUCCAGAUAUGUGGACAUGUCGUGGAUAAAACUCGCCACUUGGACUCAGAGGGGGUGGGGCGUGGGUGGGACAAAAGGUGCAAGUUGUUAGUUCACAUUAUGUACUGUAAUCAUUAAAAGACUGGAACACUCAGAUGCUCUGUUAAGACGGGGUUAAACGGCGCCCUCUGCUGGGGUUACACAUGAAAAGUAAUUUGUGUGACAUUUAAAAGUCUCGAGUGAGCGGUUGUAUUGUAAGUUGAAGGUUUUAGAAAGUUUGGUUUUGAGAUUUUCUGUCCUGACUAUUGUUUCUCUGUAGUCAGUUGAUAAGUUAUGCAUAUUUUAUUAUUUCUUCCAGGUUAUUAGGAAGAGAACAGAUCUGUCAAUGUGAUCUUUGCUGCACUAUGCUGGAGCUCGUCUUUUUGCUUGGCCCCUCCUCUCCCCCUCUUUGUUUAUUUUUUAUUUUUUUUCCAUGUCACUUUCUGUUCAUCGGAUUCGAAAAUCCAGCCUUGCAUUUCUCUUUUGCACAUCUUUAAUAACGUGGCCCUCGGCUUUUUUUCAGUACACUGUGGUGUUGUGAUGCGUUUGUUCAACAACUGAAGUCGAUUAAUUGGUUCCUGGUACCUGACGAUGUUUGUCACACCACAAAAUCCAGCUUUCACUCCCCCAAAACGUCCUAAAGGCAGUUUAAAAAAUUACUUGUCACAAAAAGCCAAGUAAAUGUCGAGAACUGAAUUUAAGAGGGCCUCUGUGGCCAAAUGGUUUUGAACCUCAGAUUGCCUUGUGAAGCACCUGAAGCAGGGGUGUUAAAUUUCUCUUAUUCAGUUAUUAAAAAACAAAUUAAUCCAAAAAAUGAUGUGGGGAAAAAUCCAACCCUUACAUGAAACAUGAAAGGAAAAACACCCUGAGCAUCAGUGCUACCGAAUUAAUGUUUUAUUUUUCUGAACUUUUUUUUUUUCUUGUCUCUCUCACAUCAUCGAUUUUGGUUCAUGUUUAAAAAAAAAAAAAAAAAAAAGAAAAGAAAAAAAGUAUACUUGGACAAAAUAAAAAAAAAAAGUGAAUAAAAUUACUGGUACAGUUUGAGAUGACUGUAAAUUGUCGAAUUACUUUUGAACAAAGGUGAUAUCUGGUGUGGGGGGGCGGGGGGGUAGUUUAUGGUGAUGGUCUUACUUUGAUUUCUGUCUCUUUUUGUUGCAUUCCUUUGAUCCUUGUAAUUCCACAUUGUUUUACUUGAAAAUUAUGGCAAUUACAGUUGAAUAAAAAGACCAAAAGUUAGUU
Molecule: messenger RNA, 15105 nt
Organism: Oreochromis aureus
Lineage: Eukaryota; Metazoa; Chordata; Actinopteri; Cichliformes; Cichlidae
Product: Snf2-related CREBBP activator protein
Exons: 34
Coding region: 287-13570 (4427 amino acids)
Cellular component (GO): Swr1 complex
Molecular function (GO): histone binding; DNA binding; ATP binding
Source: RefSeq, a predicted model, not a curated record